AUGAGUCGUGGUCUUUAUUUUUACGACCAAUUUACUCGUGUAUCUCAUGUUGGUGGUAUACAUCGAUAUAAACGACAUCCAGAAGAAUUAAAUCAAGCCUUACAUCAUGUUCGAGUUGCUUUAGCUGCUGAAGAUGAUCAACCAGCUAAAGCAGAAACAACACCAACAACAACAAUCAAUCCUACACCAUCUCCUGUUAAACAACAGCUUGGUAAACAGACAAAUGAUCUUCUUUUAAGAACAAUUCAAAGAAAAUUAAAAGCACCAAUUGUUCCUGACUUAUUAUUCAAAGAUUUAGAUACAUUAUUUCAAAGAUUUGAUGAUAAAUCUAAAACAGCUGUAUCAUCAUCAACAUCAAAACUUCCAUCAUCAAUAGCUCCAAAAUCUGCUCCAUCUACUCUUCCUGAUAGCGAACAAGAACUCGAUGCAAUGCCAAUUCAAGAAGCUGAUGAUGAAGAUGAAUUAAUAGCUGCAACAGCAAAUGCACCUAAAAUCUCUUUACCAGGCUCAUUAAUUAUUGGAUUACAUUCAACAUGGUCUGAUCUUAUCGAAAAUACUGAAUAUAAAUAUAAAACUUGGCAAACAAAAGCUGGUGAAGAUAAUUGGCGUCGUUAUGUUGAACGAAAACGUAUAGAACAACUCAACGCUGAAAAACAUCGAACAACUGCUGCUAGUAAACAAGCCAAUUAUCGUCAAGGAACUUCGCGUACAGGUCAAACUUCUUUUACAAAUCUUUCUCGUCAGCAACAAUCGUCAACAUUAAAUCCUCAAAUGCGUUCAAAUCGUUCAUUAUCUCGUGUAUCAUUUAUAAGUACAAAUACAGCUACACAAUUAGAUCAUGCUAAAUUCCUUAAACCAAUUCAUCAAGGAAGUUUAGAAAGUCUAACGGAAUCACUUAAAAGUGGAAUUCAUGUUGAAUUUAAAUUAUCAACACAAAUCGAUCAAACAAAACAACAACAACAAUCACAAAUUCAAGCAUUAAACGAACAAAAAGGUGUCAUGUUUGAUGUACCUAAACCCAUCGUUGAUGUACAUGAAGAUAUUAUUGCAUUAACUCAAACAAGAUGUAAACGUCUUUUAGCUGAAACAAAACAAAAAAUACUUGCAACAGUGCCAGAUUCAAAUAUUCAAAAUCCAAAAAUAUGUAAAGUUUGGUACUAUGGUGAAAAUCAUCUUGCUAGAACUAAAAGCAAUUUAUUAACUUUAAAUGAAUUAGCUCGUCAGUUAUUUCAUAAUGAACAAAUAAAUAAAAGAUUUUGUUUUAUUGAUAUUUUUAUUAUAGGACGGCAAAAAUCAAAAUUUAUUUUUUCAAUCUUACGAAGAGAAAUCCCUGAAAAAUAUAAUAUUGAUAUUGAAAUACCAGAAAUAAAAAGUAAAUGUUAUUUGGAAUUGACUGAUGGUUCAAGUCAAAUUUAUUAUCCAUCUGGUCGUUUGGCUGUAUUACGUAUUCAUUCACCUAAUUCAAUGGUACUCUUUUUUGAUGAUACGGAUGUUCCAGAAAAUGCAUUUCUCGGUCUUGUUACAUCUAAUGGUAGUGUUAUUAUAAUGCAACCAACACUUCAUGCUCGUUUUAUAGCUGAUAGUCAACAUGAACGUGGUUAUUUAUGUAACGGUAAAACAGGUAUAAUUGAUAAACAACUUCAAUGGCAUUCCAAUAGUCUUGUAACACAAUCGACUUUAUCAAAUGAACCUACAACAAAUGAUGAAGAUGAUAUUCUUCCAGCAUUACUUGAAAGUACUGUUCAAUUACAAUUAAAUCCUUUUAUGCAACUUGAAUAUCAAAAUCAAACAAAUAUACGUUUUGCAUUUGCAUGUCAAAAAGAAGAAUUUAAAUUUCAAUUAGGAGUUCAUCUAUCAACACAAUCAACAACAUCAGCUGAAUUAACAAAAAAAAAUCUUUUAGAUAAAAAAUUUCAAUCAAAAUCAAAAUUAUCAACAAUUCUAUCAAGUUCAAUAAAUUCAAAUCAAACAUCAAAUAUUUCAGAAAAACAACAAAUUCAAGUCGAAAGAUUAUUAGAUGGACAAGUUAAUGUUAAAGAAUUACCGAUGAUUAAAGAAUUAAAUAAUUUAAGAAAACGUAUUAGAAAUAUAUGUAAUGAUUGGCUUAAAUCAUGUCGAACAACAUUAGGUGUCAUGGAUAUUGAUUCAUAUUGUCUACCUGAUUGGCCAUCAGCAUCAAAUCAAUUAAUUGCUCCAAUUAUAAAAUCUCAAAGUAAAAGCGCAAAACAACCUAGACAUGUAACAAUAUUAGCAAGAAAUGAUUCAGCAAAUAAUGAAUUUCUUCAACCAAGUGAAAGAGAACAAAUUGUACGAACACAUUCAGCAAAAAAAUCUGAACCAAAUCUUAUUGCAGAUACAAUUAUGCAAUUUAUACCCCGUUCGGAUAGUGGAAGAAGUAUGAAACAAAAAUUUUAUGCAAAGAAAAAUCGUUUAUCAACAACUCUGCCAGCUAUUAAAACUCAUCUAACACUAACGUCAAAUGAAGAAAGACCAUUUUCUCGUACUGUAAUGCCAGGUGAUCUUCCAUUUUCUUGUCCUAAUUUAAUUCGUCAACGUCUUAUUCAAGAUGGUCCAACAUCGACAAUAGUACAUGAUACAUGUACAUGUCGUGCUGAUCAUAUUCCAAUUAUUCAUGAUCUUGAAUUUGAUACAUUUAUUGAAUUAGCAGGUCAAAUAAAUCCUAAGCAAUUAGUUGUAAUAGGCAUAAUAAAUUCAAAUCUUCGUCAAAUUGAAUAUGAUCAAAAUCAACAAUCAAAUGAAUUACAUGAAAUUCUUCAAACAUUACAUUAUCAUCUUAAUUAUGGUCGUAGUCAAAUAUCUAUAUGUCGUUUAUCCACCAAUGAUGAUUAUCGUUGUUUAAUAUAUGAUUUAGCCGAAGCAACAAAACAUAGUUCAUUAUAUGGACCAUUACUUGUUCGACGUCAUAAUGUUCAACCUGGUUUUGUUCUUAUUUAUCAACAUGGACAUGUUAUUUUCGGUGAUUCGAUUUUUAAUGGUUAUGGAAAAAAUCUGCAAGACCUAAAAAAACAAUUAAAUCGUAUGAGACACCAACAAAUUGCUUUACCCGAAGAAUUCAAAUUCAUAUCUGAUCAUCGACGAACAAAUCCAACAAUUUUGAAAUCAGUUUAA
This is a messenger RNA of Rotaria sp. Silwood2, 3129 nucleotides long. The record is from the annotation of a GenBank genome assembly. Lineage: Eukaryota; Metazoa; Rotifera; Eurotatoria; Philodinida; Philodinidae.